AUUGCUUGUUUAAGUACAGUCGCAUUUAGUUGGAGCUGCAGGAGAGAGACAGAGAGAUUCUCUGUGUUUACAGCCAGCGCAGGCUACGGCGAGCAUCUAACCUGGACCCCCCCUUUCUCCAGCACUUGAAGGGGAGAGUGCAAGGCUAUUUGGGAAUCUGGGCACCACAGGUCAGCUUUCGCUGCGACUGGAUUGUCAGAGCUGGUAAAGCAGAGCCCAGGGGGACUGAAGGGAGACACGAAUCCCAUUUUCUUUGAGAAGGGGGGUGAAAAAGAGAGGAAAAAAAGAUAAAUCGAGAGAGAAGCGAAGAGAAGGAGAAAAAGGCAGAGGAAGCGGAGAGAGUGACAGAGAAAGCAUGAGGACCUACUGGCUGCACAGUAUCUGGGUGCUGGGAUUCUUCCUGUCCCUCUUCUCCUUGCAAGGGCUGCCAGUCCGCAGCGUGGAUUUUACCCGAGGUACCGAUAACAUCACCGUGAGGCAGGGGGACACAGCCAUCCUCAGGUGUUAUGUAGAAGAUAGAAGCUCCAAGGUGGCCUGGUUAAAUCGUUCCGGCAUCAUUUUUGCUGGAGAGGACAAGUGGUCUCUGGACCCUCGAGUAGAGCUGGAGAAGAGAAACCCCCUGGAAUACAGCCUGCGGAUCCAGAAAGUGGAUGUCUACGAUGAGGGGUCCUAUACGUGUUCAGUGCAGACACAGCAUCACCCCAAGACUUCCCAGGUUUACUUGAUCGUGCAAGUUCCACCAAAGAUCUCCAAUAUCUCCUCGGACAUCAUUGUGAAUGAAGGCAGCAACGUAACCCUGGUUUGCAUGGCAAAUGGGCGUCCUGAACCUGUCAUCACCUGGAGGCACCUCACCCCAACAGGCAGAGAGUUUGAAGGCGAGGAAGAGUAUCUGGAGAUCCUAGGGAUCACGCGAGAGCAAUCGGGCAAGUACGAAUGCAAAGCUGCCAAUGAGGUUGCUUCAGCAGACGUCAAGCAAGUCCGGGUCACUGUGAACUACCCUCCCACCAUCACAGAGUCCAAGAGCAAUGAAGCGGCCACAGGACGACAAGCCUUACUCCGGUGCGAGGCAUCAGCAGUGCCCACACCUGAUUUCGAGUGGUACAGAGAUGAUACCAGGAUAAACAGCGCCAACGGUCUGGAGAUAAAGAGUACGGGGACCCAGUCUCUGCUGAUGGUGGCCAACGUCACUGAGGAACACUAUGGGAACUACACCUGCGUGGCUACCAACAAGCUGGGGGUCACAAAUGCCAGCCUAUACCUUUACAAGCGAGUUUUACCCACACUCCCCAACCCUUUUCCAGGACCCGGCACAGGGAGAGUAGACAACGGCUCCAUGAGUCUGGCCGUCCCACUGUGGCUGCUGGCAGCGUCCCUGCUCUGCCUACUCAGCAAAUGUUAAUACAAAUCAGUAUUAAAAAUAAUAAUAAUAAUAAUUAAAAAAAACAAAACAACAACAACAACACGACAACAACAACAACACACAAAACAAAACAGGAGACAGAGCGAAGAGGGGAGAGAGAAAAAGGGGUGGGGGGGAGAGAGAGGACUGUUUCUUUCACAACUUUUGUGUGUUCAGGAGCGAAGAGGGGGGGAGAGGAAAAAUCAUAGCAAAGAAGACUCAGCAACAUUUAACCCGAAACCUGACAAGCCGGCUGUCAAGUCACCAACCAUCUAGGAGACAACACAGCGCAAGGCAGAGAGCAGAGCGCCAGCAAGGAUCGUGCCGCCGGAGGAUGCUGCAAUGUAAAACAAUCCAAUGACACCCACAAAACCAGUCUAACAGAAGAUCCCUUUUCUUUUCUCUCCUCCUCCCUCUUUUGCAUACUCCCUUACCUUCCUUCCUUCCUCUUUCUUUCUUUUGCGGAAAGAGAGCUAUGCUUCGCUGUCUAUAGCCACUUCACUUUUUGGAUGCCCUGGGUCAUUUUUGUGAGCUGAUGCUCGGCCAGUUCAUACUUUUGAAAAGAAAGAAAAA
This is a messenger RNA of Pezoporus flaviventris, 1972 nucleotides long. RefSeq names its product limbic system associated membrane protein (gene LSAMP). The record is from RefSeq and is a predicted model, not a curated record. The transcript has 9 exons. NCBI's taxonomy places the organism in Eukaryota, Metazoa, Chordata, Aves, Psittaciformes, Psittacidae. Bases 356 to 1399 code for a protein of 347 amino acids. Gene Ontology annotation, cellular component: neuron projection.